This is a messenger RNA of Lynx canadensis (Canada lynx), 1493 nucleotides long. It is a transcript of the gene MPV17L2, whose product is annotated as MPV17 mitochondrial inner membrane protein like 2. Gene Ontology annotation, biological process: mitochondrial ribosome assembly. The transcript is spliced from 3 exons. The record is from RefSeq and is a predicted model, not a curated record. Bases 441 to 1070 code for a protein of 209 amino acids. Lineage: Eukaryota; Metazoa; Chordata; Mammalia; Carnivora; Felidae. Gene Ontology annotation, cellular component: cytoplasm; membrane.
UGGCCCCUGGCCCCGGAGGAUCUUUGGCCCCAACCUCAGAUUUGGAGAUCCCUGACCCAUGGCCCUAAUUCCCGGCAGGACCCCUGACCUUGGCGUGCACCCGAGACCCUCAAAACCCACCCUCGGGUCUCCACCUCGGGGUCUCUGUCCCGUCCCCACUCCAGGUCUCCCAUCUCCUCCUACUUCCUGGUCCCUGCCUCCUCCCAUAUCCAGUUUCUGUCCGCUUCCACCCGCCAGGCCUCGUCCCCACUCAUCCCCUUGUCAGCUUCCCUCCCUUCUGCACAGAGACCAAACCGCACCCAGGGUAGUCGAGAGCUCAGCCUCCGGACCCAGUCAGCCUGGGAUUGUGCCCUGGCCCCACGCUUCCCAACCCGCUGUGCCUGUUUCCUCGUCCGGAGAGCAGGGCAGCGGUAGAACCUGCUCAGAGGGUGGUGAAGGGGAUGAGAGAAAACGGGAGAGGAGCCACUGGGACGGUGCCUGGCAGUGGGGCUUGUAAUGGAAGAUCGUACGGCUGGGCUCAGGGAGAACUUCAGGUUAAUCAGGGAGGGAGGUUAACCAGGGAGGGAAUGGAUGGGGGGAUUUGCUUGCCUGACGUGCCCUCCCCCCCACCCUCCCCGACUCUUGGACUGCUCUCAGCUAGCAUGUUUGCAGUGGGCUGCAGUAUGGGCCCCUUCCUGCACUACUGGUACCUCUGGCUGGACCACCUGCUCCCAGCGUCCGGCCUCCGUGGCCUCCCAAACGUCCUCAGGAAGGUCCUCAUCGACCAGCUGGUGGCCUCUCCCAUGCUAGGCGUCUGGUACUUCUUAGGCCUUGGCUGCCUGGAGGGCCAAACCCUGGAUGAGAGCUGCCAGGAGCUGCGGGACAAGUUCUGGGAAUUCUACAAGGUCGACUGGUGCGUUUGGCCAGCCGCGCAGCUGGUGAACUUUCUCUUCGUGCCCAGCCAGUUCCGAGUCACCUACAUCAAUGGCCUGACGCUGGGCUGGGACACGUACCUCUCCUACCUGAAGUACCGGGUGAGCACGGUGGGUGCACCAGGCACCCAGGGGACUCCUCAGGGGCCACACGUGUGAACCCCCAACGGCAAUGCAUGUGCACUCCACGGUGAGGUCCUCCUGUGCCUGUGACAGUCCACAAACCACAGUAGGUGGGUGGGGAGCUGAUCACCAGCAGGGUAAAGACCGGGCCCCUCUCUGCUGUUUGAUGUGACCUUGGCCAGGUCCCUGCUGAGUCUUUCCCGCAAGAUUGAGCCCAGCCACAAGACUGGAGGAUGAGGGCUCACUUGGCGACGAGGAGUCCAGAGGGGUGUGUGACCAGACCUUCUUGCACGGACGGACCCUGGGCCCAAGGUGGGGACACAGCCCAUGCCCUUAGAGCAGGGCCGAGCCUGGAGUUGACCUCCAGAAUCUGGGGCCUUAGGCUGGGCCGAGUGGCCUCCAGUAUCCUGCUCGGGUCACGGGCUGUGGAAAUUCGAUUAAAUUAUCUUGUCAUUGAAA